AUGACUUCAUAUCUGAGCCAGAAAUUCCAGUACUUAACAUCUUUCUCGUCGGAGCCUGAAGAUGUAAAAGAAGGGGAACUUAACUCAGAGAAUAGACAAGAGCUUGAGCAAAGUAAACUCAUAAUUAUGAAGUCUCUUAUCGAAAAACAAGAUCCAUCCGCCAAGAAUGGUAUAUUUGGGAAUGAAUUGCAGGAUGUGGAUGAUUUGAUGAUGCGUAGAUUCUUACGAGCGCGCGAUUUAGACGUCGAAAAGGCGACAGAUAUGUUGAUAAAGUAUCUAAAAUGGAGAAUAGAAUUUGUUCCAAAUGGUUGUAUAUCGCCAUCUGAAAUACGUAACGAUCUUUCCCAGAAUAAGUUGUUUAUGCAAGGAUACGAUAAAACCGGAUCCCCGAUCCUAGUUGUGCUCGCAGCACGGCGUAAGCCCACACCCGUGCCAGAGUUUAAGCGUUUUGUUACUUACGUUCUUGACAAAGUUUGCGCAAGAAUGCCGAGUGGACAAGAGAAGUUCACUUUCAUCGCGGACCUUGAUGGAUGGGGUUUCGCGAACAACGACAUGCACGGAUCUCUAGCAGCUCUAUCGAUAUUGCAAGUAAAACUUCUUUUUCUAUAUUUUUUUAUAAAACAAAUGCGUAUAUUAUGGUAG
Messenger RNA from Erythranthe guttata (spotted monkey flower), 642 nucleotides. Lineage: Eukaryota; Viridiplantae; Streptophyta; Magnoliopsida; Lamiales; Phrymaceae. The record is from RefSeq and is a predicted model, not a curated record.